This is a messenger RNA of Suillus discolor, 583 nucleotides long. RefSeq lists its product as uncharacterized. The record is from RefSeq and is a predicted model, not a curated record. Bases 71 to 400 code for a protein of 109 amino acids. NCBI's taxonomy places the organism in Eukaryota, Fungi, Basidiomycota, Agaricomycetes, Boletales, Suillaceae. The transcript has 3 exons.
CAUUGGAGGCCCGGAAUAUGGUAAGUAUCCGCAAAAAGUCAUGAUAUUAGAUCACUGAUUAAGAUACGCGAUGUAUAGAACAAGAUUGGCCCAGUGCUGUUCAGCACUUGUUCAGCUGUGGCAGGCUGAAUAUUGGAUUCAACCUCAUAACAAAUUUCUGACACUGCCGCCGGAGCAUGAUGCUUAUACGUUUACUGAAACGAGACCCUACGAAGAGUCCACAAAUUCUCCGAUGGUCUGUACACAUCAUCGAUUGGGAAGUCUUCCUUCAAUUGGGAGGGACAUAGUAGGGUCAUUUAGCUUCCUAUGCCUUCAGGCGACUCGGAUUUAUCGAUAUUCCCCUGAUUCCAGUGCCAUUGGAUCACAUCCCACGACUUACGGUCACCGUCCGUCAUUAUGACUCAUUUUCAUGUAUUCCGUUCUGUCAAGAACCUUCUUCCACUGCUAGGGGCAACCCACUGUCGGUUGUUGCCGUGCGGACGGCCCUCAAGCUUUUGGCGCUCAGACAAAGCAAUCCACUCCAGUCAAUCACAAUCGAUAGACUAAAUCCCCCACAACCCCGCUCGAUGCCGCAAUGACACUG